CAACUCAGUGUGGGGCCGGCUCCUGAUAACGAGGGUUGGAUUGGUAUUUCUCUGGCCACACCUCCAUUCAGCUUCUUGUUUGAAGGGUAAUGUGUAGUUUUCAAGCUGUAGAGGACAAGUCAAUGUGAACAGGCAGCCCUUCCACAUCUGUAGGGAUCUUGAGCCACUGUCUCAUGGCUCCAGCACGGUUUAGGCUUGGGAUCACAGUGCUUGUGCUCAUCUUACCUGCUCUGUCCAAUGGCCAGUUUUGGAAAGACUGGUUGUGGACAGGGAGCAAAGAGACUACAGCAAGCCCGAGAACUAAUCCUGUAAUUCCAGAAACGUCUUCAGUGGAAACUACUGCUGUGCAGCAACACUCACUUGAUGCCUCACCAACCACAUUGCACCAUACAUCAGAUGCACUACUCUCAGCACAGCAUACAUCAGCACCUGCAGAGCAGCACUCGUCUGAAAAAGAUAACCUGCCGGAGGCAACAUCAGCUGACCUAGAGACAGCUUCUCUGUCAACUCCAAAGAAACCCACACCUUCAGCAAAGCCUUAUACAGAACUGUCACCCACUGCAUCCUCCGCAGCCGUACCCGAGGCCAGCACAGUGAUCCUAAGCACAGAGGGCAAGAAUGUCAGUACUGAGACAGCAGGAGUGACCAGACCCCUCGAAACGACAGAGUCCACCACUUCUGCCAGGAGCCAGGAGGAAAAGCAAAUAUGGAACAUAUUCAGCGUCCAGAAGGGAAAGCAAAAUGUGGUGCCUGGGACUGUGGCCACAACACCUACAGUGACACCUGUAGCGAUGGAUGUAACCAGCGGUCCCUCUUUGUCAGAAGCUCCAAAACCUCACAAGCUGGAAAGUGAACACAACAUUGCUGGUGUAGGGGCCGAGAUUUUAAAUGUAGCAGAAGGAAUUAGGAACUUUGUGCAUGGCUGGGAAGAUAAAGUUACCAAUGCCACAAAGCAGACUCCUACCCCUGACACAGAGAUGGUGAUUGCCACCACAAUCCGAAGUCUUACCAUAAAUGACACUGCUACCUUAAGUCACAAAGAUACAGAACAAAGCGAGAACACCACAGAAAACCAUACGGAACGUCCGGUGUCCGGGCCACAUAAACUGAUCUCAUCCCACAACAAGCCACUUCUACCAGGUAUUUCUUCUUUUCCAGUGGAUACAGUGGUUUCUGCUCCUCUUAGCAAUUCAGUGUCAGAAGUCAGCACUGAAAAUGUAGAACCAGUAUCCCCAAGCAGCCUUCUGGGAUUGGGAGGAGCAGCCCUAAUUCCUGGCACAGCGGACGCACAAACCUUGCUCACGGAUCACACGGGCAGCAUGCGCAGUGCGAUUCCACUGAAAGUAACCUCUCUUUCCAGUGGCCUAUCCCAUGAUGUGUUAAAUUCAUCCCAGUUGAAUGGGAAUAACAUAGGCAAACAGAGUGCUUACCCCUCCAAUCAGGUUUAUAAGAGCCCUGAGCUCCUGAAACAUUCUGGGAUAGCUGCCACUCUUCAUGGUGUUUCUGCACCUAAUUAUUAUGUAACUAGUCUAAAGGGACAUCCCCAUCCAUCUGAAACUGAUUUACUAACCAGCACUAAAUCUCCCAUUCCAUCUUUUAGACAUAAUAGCUCCAGGACUGCUUUUAUCUUGCCCAGAUUGACUCCAUCAAAUGCUCGCUGCUUUCCUACCCCUACCAGCCUAUCCUUCUGCAAAAGAUUAGGAAUUGACUCCUUUCUGCUCCCCAAUUUUCUGAAUCAUAGCACUGUGCUGGAAAUUCAGGCCGCUUUGCAUGAUUGGGAGGGGCUGUUUAAAUCUCAGUGUCACCAAUACCUGGAAUGGUUUUUCUGCUUGCUGCUGGCUCCAAGCUGUAACACUGGCACUUUGGCACCUCCGCCGGUGCCAUGCCGUCAGUUUUGUGAGGUACUGCAGGAUGCCUGCUGGAAUCUUCUGGAGGGAUCACAUCUCCCAGUGUCAUGUGACUCUCUUCCUGAGAAUAAUUCUGGGGUUUCUUGUGUUUAUAUUCAUUUCUAUGCAGGUUCCAAGACACAAGUUUCUGCUUCUUCCGAGCUGACAGACGGCUUUGGCACAGAAGUUGGCCUCUUGCAGUUGAUUGGAGAACCUGUACCUAAUGAGAUCACCAAAGUCUUUGGGCCCGACAAGACACCCGCAUAUGUAUUUGAUAAAGAAGCCAAUACAGGCCAGGUGGCCCAGUACCAUCUACCCAAUCCUAUGUAUAGGGACUUCUCUCUCCUCUUCCAUGUCCAGCCAUCAACUAACAAGGCCGGCAUCCUGUUUGCCAUCACUGAUGCCUCUCAGUCCAUUGUGUAUAUCGGGGUGAAGCUUUCUGAAGUCAAAGAUGGGAAGCAAGACAUCAUCUUCUACUACACAGAGCCUGGCUCACAGGAUUCCUAUGUAGCUGCCACCUUCAACGUCCCAUCACUGGUGAACCGAUGGUCUCGAUUUGCAAUCAGUGUGGAGGAUGAAGAAGUUGUACUGUUUAUGGAUUGUGAUGAGCUGGAAAGGGUGCGCUUCGAGAGAUCUCCAGAUGAGAUGGAACUAGAAGAUGGCUCUGGGCUCUUUGUUGCUCAGGCAGGUGGUGCUGAUCCAGAUCGAUACCAGGGUGUAAUAGCAGAUCUAAAGAUUGUAGCAAAUCCAAGAGCUGCAGAACGUCAAUGUGAGGAUGAUAGCGAUGAUGAUGAUGGGAUCUCUGGAGAUUUUGGCAGUGGUAUUGCAGAAAAUGAUUUGGUGACGACUUCUCCUCCUGUGGUCAUCAAAGUGCAGCCUCCUAUAACUGUCCCUCCCAUACAGAGAACCCCUGUGGAGAAAGAGAUUGUUGUGACAGGUCAAGGUCAGCAAGGGAUUAAAGGAGAGAAGGGUGAUCAUGGAGAGAAGGGUGAGAGGGGACUGACUGGUCCUAAGGGAGACAGUGCAAGUGUGAGCCCAGCUUCUGAUUCCAACGGAGAAAAGGGCCAGAAAGGAGAGGUUGGAGUGAAGGGAAGUGCAGGCUUUGGUUAUCCCGGGCCUAAAGGGCAGAAAGGAGAUCCUGGAACCAUGGGACCAAGAGGACCAGCAGGCCCCCCUGGACCAUCUAUAUUACAGAAAAGUGACGGAACUACAGUAAGGCAGGUCACAGGACCUCCAGGCCCACAAGGCCUGGCAGGACCGGCAGGAAAAGACGGGGAACCAGGUGACCCUGGUGAAGAUGGUAAAACCGGAGAAGUUGGCCCACAAGGAUUUCCAGGGACCCCCGGUGAUCCUGGGCAGAAGGGAGAAAAGGGUGAUACUGGUGUUGGUAUGCGAGGUCCUCCUGGGCUACCAGGUCCACCAGGCCCCCCUGGACCUGCUAAAACAGACAAGCUGACAUUCAUUGACAUGGAAGGUUCUGGAUACAGUGGAGAUUUGGAGCAUGUCAAGGGACCCCCUGGUUUGCCUGGGCCCCCAGGUCCUCCAGGUGUACCUGGGUUACCCGGAGUACCCGGAACUUUUGGAAUGAACAGCACAGGAUUGCCGGGUCCAUCUGGGUUGCCAGGCCUUCCAGGAAAGGAAGGAAUUCCAGGUCCUCCUGGCCUCCCCGGACCCCCUGGAAAAGAUGGAUUGCCUGGUGCGUCUGGUGUUGCUGGAAUACGGGGUGAAGAUGGAGAGAUUGGUCUUCCAGGGGCCCCUGGAGCAAAGGGUAACCCUGGUGAGCAAGGACAACCUGGAGCUGCUGGACAACCUGGUUUAGCUGGACUUCCUGGACCAAUGGGACCACGUGGGCAACCAGGUCCUCCAGGACCACCUGGGCCGGUGAGCCGUGGAUCUGCAAUUGGCUUUGAUGACAUGGAAGCUUCAGGGCUUGGAUUUGGCUUAAGAGAAGGGGCACAGGGGCUUCCUGGACUGCCUGGGGCAAAGGGAGAGCAAGGAAAUCCAGGGCUGCCAGGAUUACAAGGAGUUAAGGGAGAUAGUGGUCCUCCAGGCCCUGAAGGAAGGCAAGGGUUGGAUGGUUUCCCAGGUCCAGAGGGAUUAAGGGGUGAAAAAGGUGAACGUGGUGAGCGGGGAGAGACUGGUCAUGAUGGUGUCGGUAUUCCAGGUCCACCUGGACCUCCUGGUCAGGUUCUUUAUGUACCAUCAGAUGACAAGAGUGUUGUUGGUGCCAUUCCUGGACCAGAGGGCAGGCAAGGUAUAGCUGGACUUCCGGGCCCAAGGGGACCCAAAGGAGAUCAGGGCUUGGAUGGUUUCCCAGGAACACAUGGAGCAAAGGGAGAGAAGGGAGAACCUGGACUUAUGAUGAGACCUGAUGGCACCCUUUACACUGACCCAUCUAAAGGAGAGAAGGGUGACCAAGGUCUAAGGGGACCAGCAGGAUCUGUGGGACCAUAUGGACAAAAGGGAGAAAUCGGGUUUCCAGGACGCCCUGGUCGUCCUGGUAUGAAUGGAAUGAAAGGGGAGAAAGGAGAAUGUGCAAGUAGUGGUUCUGGACUUAGGGGGCCCCCUGGUCCUCCAGGUCCUCCCGGUCCUCCUGGCAGUGUGGUGAAUGGAGAUCAAAAUAUCCCAGGAGCAUAUCCAGGUCAAAAAGGGGAGAGAGGAUUUCCUGGACCCCAAGGUGAUGUUGGUCCUGCUGGCCCACCAGGCUCAUUCCCAUAUGAUUUAAGUACCUUUGCCUCGGUCUUAAGGAGAGAAGCUGGACUCAAAGGAGAGAAGGGUGAAUCUGGGGGUGGUGCCUAUGGACAGGGGAUCCCAGGGCCACCUGGAAACCCUGGAUAUCCAGGACUACCGGGAGCUAAAGGAGAAAGUGUUCAGGGUCCUCCAGGCCCAGUCGGCCCACCAGGACCUUCUGGAAUCGGUUAUGAAGGACGGCAAGGUCCACCAGGGCCCCCAGGUCCUCCAGGCUUACCAGGCGCCUCCUCCUCAUAUCCUGGCCCUCACAGGCAAACCAUCAGCAUACCUGGACCUCCUGGUCCACCAGGCCCACCAGGAACAUCGGGAGGAACAUCUGGGGCUACUGUGCUGCAGACCCACCAGACUAUGAUCAACUUGGCCCACAGGCUGCAGGAAGGAACAAUUGUGCUGGUCCAGGAGAGGGCAGAGCUGUAUGUGCGUGUCAGAGAAGGCUUCCGGAGAAUUCUUCUUGGCGAAUAUACAACAUUAUCUGGCCCAGGACAGGAUAAUGAAGUUGCUGCGGAACAGGCUCCUGUAGUUCCAUAUCCACACCGUAACAAAGAUUCAGAUUACCUUCAGUCCACAGAGGAGAACAGCAACAAUGCUAAUGUGCCUUCAGGUGCCCGACCCUGGAGUGAUCCCCGACUCCCAGAACCACCAAGAGUAGACCCACCACCCCCAGAUCAUCACCAGCAUGGAAACCCUCGUCCAUUGGAACCAUCCCCUGUGCACACUCACCAAGACUUUAAUCCUGCGCUUCACCUGGUGGCUCUGAACGCUCCAAUAAGUGGCAGUAUGAAAUCCAUCCGAGGAGUGGACUUCCAGUGCUUCGAGCAAGCCCGCAAGGCUGGACUACAUGGCACAUUUAGAGCAUUCUUGUCUUCCCGACUUCAGGAUCUUUACAGCAUCGUACGCAGAGCUGAUCGACAAUCUGUGCAAAUUGUUAAUCUCAGGGAUGAAGUGUUGUAUGACAAUUGGGAUUCACUGUUUUCUGGUUCUGAGGCUCAGAUGAGGUCUGGCGCACGUAUCCUCUCUUUUGAUGGAAAAGAUGUUACUACAGAUCCUACAUGGCCACAGAAGAUGGUUUGGCAUGGGUCGGAUGCUAAGGGACGGAGACUUACUGAAAGCUAUUGUGAGACCUGGCGCACAGAUGAAAGUGCAGUGACUGGCCAAGCUUCAUCACUGACAAGUGGGAAACUCUUAGAACAGCGCCCACAGAGCUGCAACAAGAACUUCAUUGUUUUGUGUAUUGAGAACAGCUUCAUGACUAAUAACCGGAAGUAGAAGCACACGAGGAAGCUAGGGGGUGCUAAGCUUGACAGAGGCUGCACAUGGACUUUCCAGGAUUUGUUUUUCUUUUGUCCAGAGACCAAAGAGUGUCUGAAACUGCUCUCCCAUGAGCCUUUAUGUGCAGUUUUACUGUCCCAGCUAUCAUGGGGCAACCUCGCUUGAAUACACUGUGUGAGCUAUUCCCUGCGCUUGAAAACCCUGUGGCAGCCCUAGUGUUACAUUCUCCUAAUUCAGACACUGAUCCCUUCCCUGGAACGUGGAACUUCCAGAACCCAUUCUUCACGAAAGCCUUUUGAGGCCAGCAGGGUGGGUGCAGAGCUCAUAGGGUGCUCAUCGUCACUCACUUGGUGGCCAAAAAUAGGAAUAAUCUGUAUGUAUUCUGUAAUAUUUAACCACUAUUAGUUACACAGACGCACACAUAUUACUACAUGUAUUUCUUUUGUCUGUUUCCUUAAACACUGAAACACCCAGUGGCAAAUACUUAUUAGACCAUAGUUUGUGUUUAUGAAUAGGAAAAGUAAUUGAAUUUACCCAUAGAGGUUAAAGCCUAUUUCUACCGCUGACUCCUUGCAGCAACUUGGCAUAAUGUUUAGGCACUCCUAUGGGAUGUUCCUUUGUAUAUACCUGUUGCAGAGUGUACUCAGGCCGAAUGCGGGCUUGCUUAGCUAUAUGGAGGUUUCAUAAGUGGGACUAUAUUCUAUGGACUGUCUGUACAGAUUUUCCAUGAUAAAAUACAGUUAACGCCCUAAAGAUUUACCGUUAACCAGAAGCCCCACCUCUGUUGCUACAUGGAGACAACCUAAGCCUAAGGUCCCACUGCCACUGACAUAUGAGGAAUCCUUAGUUUACAAACAUUGGUCACAGCUGUUGAAGUUGAUUUGUACAGUUAGUGUCAGACUUUAAUAAAAAAAUGUCAAAGUAUGUACAUUUUCCAGUAGUUAGAAUUCUUUUGGGGAUUGUAGAGGUGAUUUAUAAGAUGACUGACCUUUAUUUGCACAGUGACAACACCAACUGCAGCAAAUGCACAAUAACUAUUAAAUGCUGCUUUUUCCAUGGAAGAACUAAUUUGCUCCACUGGUAGUUAGAUAGGCACUUGGGAUGGGGUUCAUGUAAUACCAGGUACUAAAUUAGCACCACUUCUAGUAGUCCAUAGUAGACAGUCAGCAAGAACAAUAAGCAUCCUGCUGUAUGAAAAGCAGUAUCUGGAUGCUUUUCUAGUACCUGGAUCUAUCCUAAGCCAGAGUUACAUGAAUGCCUUUGCACUGCAGGUAGGAAUAUGAUGUAUGUAUUUGUCUGUGGCCUGUAGUAUUUGCAGUACCUGAUUCUUUCCCUCCACUCCUGGGACCAUGGUGCCAUAUUUGUUCCUGUAUGAAAACUUGCCAUGAACCUUGAGCUGAGGAACCGAGAGUUGGGUGUAGGCUACAUUCUUGUGGUUGGUAGGGUUGCCUUGUCCAUAGUAAUGUCAGCCAAUGAAUGAAAGCCUGGCACACAGGUAUAUAGUAAAUAAAUUGCCAUCAGUGAGGGAUACAACUCCUUUCUACUUCUAAGGGUGCUAAAAAAAUCUUUUAUUUUUUUAAAUGCUUUUAGAUUAUUUUUAAACCAGGAAACAGAUGAAGUUUUCUACUGUAAUCUUUGUAUUUUUGAAACAAAUCAAACCUGUGGAUAUUUUACAUUCAUUGCUUAUAAAUACUUCUAGGACUAA
Messenger RNA from Xenopus laevis (African clawed frog), 7611 nucleotides. RefSeq names its product collagen type XVIII alpha 1 L homeolog (gene col18a1.L). Gene Ontology annotation, cellular component: elastic fiber; extracellular matrix; collagen type XVIII trimer. The record is from RefSeq and is a predicted model, not a curated record. The transcript is spliced from 42 exons. The coding region runs from base 174 to 5903 and encodes 1909 amino acids. Gene Ontology annotation, biological process: regulation of cell population proliferation; animal gross anatomical part developmental process; anatomical structure morphogenesis. Lineage: Eukaryota; Metazoa; Chordata; Amphibia; Anura; Pipidae.